AUGGCUUCAAAGAAUGAUUCAGAAUCAAUCGAUGUUUCGGAAUCAGAGAAGGCUUCGGAAACAAAGAAACUUUCGGAACUGGAAGUGAACCUUAAAAUAGUUAAAAGACUUUUGAGUGAGAAUUUGUAUACAUAUGAUUCUCUAAUCGAACAACUCAAGGCACAUAAUUUUUUUGUUGUUGGCUUGUGUUUUCUAUGUAUCCUCCUUGGGAUUAUUCUAUUACUUAUAAAGAAAGAUAUUUUGGAUAUUUCAUUUGUUGGGAAUGUUGUUGUGUCUUCCAUUACGCUUAUUCUUACCGGAAGCAGUGUUAUUAUGACCCUAAAAGAUAUUAUUUCGAAAUCUGACAAUUCAGGAGAGAGAAGGAAUAAUAUUAUUUUUGAGGAUAAUACUUCUAUGUUCGGAGAACAAGACUUGGAAAUGAUACUUGAUAAAAAUAAAAAUUGA
Molecule: messenger RNA, 444 nt
Organism: Funneliformis mosseae
Lineage: Eukaryota; Fungi; Glomeromycota; Glomeromycetes; Glomerales; Glomeraceae
Source: the annotation of a GenBank genome assembly